Molecule: messenger RNA, 4410 nt
Organism: Engraulis encrasicolus (European anchovy)
Lineage: Eukaryota; Metazoa; Chordata; Actinopteri; Clupeiformes; Engraulidae
Gene: tmcc2
Product: transmembrane and coiled-coil domain family 2
Exons: 6
Coding region: 399-1934 (511 amino acids)
Biological process (GO): amyloid precursor protein metabolic process
Cellular component (GO): endomembrane system
Source: RefSeq, a predicted model, not a curated record
CAGGCGCACCGCUAGCAACGAAUCUAGUGUCUCAGAGAAGGAGACCAUCGCCGAACCGGACUGAAGGGAAGACAGCGGCCUGCAGUUAGAUACAGUCAUAUAGAAGAAAAGGGAUACUAUUAGAGAGACAGAGAGCGGGAAACAGCAGGAUUUGUGGGAGAUGGGUGGCUGUGGGUGGGAUCACAACCGCGAGAGUGCUAAACAAUGGCACACGAGGCACGGCUAGAACCGUAGUCAGACAGUGAGAGGGAGAGAGAAGAGGGUGUGUGGGGUUUUUUGGGGAGGGGGAGCGAGUCUGUUGUGACUGAGAGAGAGGAGGGGGUGGGGAAGGCAACAGAGAGAAGGAUGGGCCUCCUGUACAGAACUGCAGUGGCACUGCCAGUCCUGGAUUAAACAGUAUGCUGGAUAAGAGUGAGGUGUCGACGUUGGGCCUGCCGCCCUCCACCAGCCAUGGGGGAUCUGAUGGCAACAUCAGCGUGGACGCGGGAGGCUCUGAGGCCAGAGAGGUGCAGCGUACGCACGUGGCCCUGGAGCACCUGCAGCAGAAGAUCCUGAAGAUCACGGAGCAGAUCCGCGUGGAGCAGGAGGCGCGCGACGAGAACGUGGCUGAGUACCUGAAGCUGGCCCACAACGCAGACAAGCAGCAGAGCGCGCGCAUCAAGCAGGUCUUCGAGAAGAAGAACCAGAAGUCGGCCCAGAGCAUUGCACACCUGCACAAGAAACUGGAGCACUACCACAGGAAGCUCAAGGAGAUCGAACAGAACGGCCCCGCGCGUCAGCCCAAGGACGUGCUGCGCGACAUGCAUCAGGGGCUGAAGGACGUGGGCGCCAACAUGCGCGCGGGAUUCAGCGGCUUCGGCGGCGGCAUGGUCGAGGGCGUGAAGGGCGGAGUGUCCGCGCUCACGCACACGGCCGUCGUCUCCAAGCCGCGCGAGUUCGCCAGCCUCAUCCGCAACAAGUUCGGCAGCGCCGACAACAUCGCCCAGCUCAAGGACGCCCAGGCGGGCGAGGACGGCCACGGGGGCGUGCACCAGGAGACGCCGCGCGCCCUCAGCGGCUCCGCCACACUGGUGUCCAGCCCCAAGUACGGCAGCGAUGACGAGUGCUCCAGCGCCACCUCCGGGUCUGGAGGGGGAAGUAACUCUGGUGGUGGAGGCGGCGGCGGAGGAGGAGGGGGUGGUGUUGGUGGGAUAGGUGGCAUUGGCGGCAGUGGUGUUGGAGGACCUGGAGGAGGUGGUGGAGGAGGUGGUGGUGGUGGUGGUGGUACUGGUGGGGGUGGUGGAGCGGGCCUCUUGGGCAGCCCACGGCUGGAUGGGCAUCAUCACGGGCAUCACGGAGGCGGGCACCACAUGCACAGCUCAUGGGACACGCUGCUGGAGGGCCUGCAGGAGAUCAAGGCCAGCCAGGCGCACAUGGAGGACACCAUGGAGGACAUGAAGGGACAGCUGCAGAGCGACUACGCCUACAUGACACAGUGCCUCCAGGAGGAGAGAUACAGAUAUGAGAGGCUGGAGGAGCAGCUGAAUGACCUGACGGAGCUCCACCAGAACGAGAUGACCAACCUGAAACAGGAACUGGUCAGCAUGGAGGAGAAGGUGGCCUACCAGAGCUACGAGAGAGCACGCGACAUACAGGAGGCAGUGGAGUCGUGCCUGACGCGCAUCACCAAGCUGGAGUUGCAGCAGCAGCAGCAGCAGGUGGUGCAGCUGGAGGGCGUGGAGAACGCCAACGCGCGCGCCCUGCUGGGCAAGCUCAUCAACGUCAUCCUGGCCCUCAUGGCCGUGCUGCUGGUCUUCGUGUCCACCAUGGCCAACUUCAUCACGCCGCUGAUGAAGACGCGCGCCCGCGUGGCCUCCACCGUCUGCCUGGCCCUCUUCCUCUUCACCCUCUGGAAGCACUGGGACUUCCUGGAGCUCUGGCUGGUGCCCAGCUGAGCUGCCGUCUGGACUGCUUUGGUUUGGUUUGGUUUUGGUUUUGGUUUUGGUUCGGUCGUCCUUCCUCCUCCUGCUUUUUUAAAGCUCGACCCUUCCUGGAGGUUUGGUUACUGUUCAGCUUAGCUUGGUUUGGUUUUGUCAUCGUCUUUCCUUUUUGUUUUUGGUUUUUUUUCGACCGCUUUUUUGACAUCAGCGUCCCUUUCUGGAGCUCUGGCUGCUGCCCAGCUAAGCUGUCUUUUUGAUUGGAUUGGUUUGGUUUGGUUUGGUUGGCUUUUUUGACAUUGGCACCCCUUCCUGGAGGUCUGGUUGCUGCCCAGCUGAGCUUACUGCUUGGGCUGGAUCAACCAUCCAUUUGGUUUGUCAUCCUUCUCCUUUUUUUACCUCUGCCAUCCUUCUUUUUCUUCACUUACUCCCUGCUUCUUUUUUUAAAGUCAUGUGUAGCGCCGCUAUGUUGGUCAGUCAGUCCAUUGGAAAACAGUUUACUUUUUUGGAGGAUUUGCACGUGACAUAGGUCUGCUUGCUGACCUUGUUUAAAACUACCACCUCCUCGCCUCCUCAAUGUAGUCCGUGACUACUCCUCCAUGACUACCACCACCCUCUCUUCUCCCAUUGCAUUUUGAUUUCCAACGCCUGUUAUCACCAGCCUCACGUUUUCCCUGAUUCUAUUGCCCAGCGCUCCCCCCUCCCCUCCCCUUAACUGACCCCAAGAGCCAAACAGAACAGAUCUGAUUGCGAAAUACAGACAUACCAGAACUUUAACGUGAGGCACGUUCACAAUCCUCUGAGUGAACAAUAGGAGACAAUAUUAUGUGCUUCAUGUCUGUUUAAUUCCCCCAUCCUCUUCUUUCUCCCACCCAGAGCCAAUGAACAAUUUGCACUUUUCCCCUGCACGUCGUGUCUAGCCUGUUUUUAGAUAAAAAGACAAAUAAACAGCGUGAUCACGGGGGAUUUUUUUUAGCUGUUGCCAACAACAAACUUUUCCUGACAAGCAGGUGGACAACGACAGAGAUGGUGACGAUGAUGAUGAUGAUGAUGAUGAUGAGGAGGAGGAGGAGGACAUCUGAGCUCUGGGUGGAUAGUGGUGACGACGCCCGGCUUGCAUGCAUGGGAAGGCUGACAAAUGAGGACUAAUGUUUGCUAAUGACUGAAGCGCGACGGAUGAGGCCUGGAAGGAGAACGGAAGGAAAGCGUUGCAAAAAAAGCUUUUUGUGUGGUCAUCAGAGAGCAGAGUCAAAACAGAGAGACACAAACACACCGGGCUACCAUGAGGACAGCAGCAAGCGAGCACAGCUCUGACCUCGUCUGGUCUGGUCUGGUCUGAACUUGGACUCCUUUCUGCUCCUGAUGCUCCUCCAUCUUUGUACAAACUUUUCAACUGGCAGCAAGUGAAUAUCAUAGGCCAUGAGGUGUGAAAUGAACUUUUAUAGCCUUUUCAAUUUGUUUGUUUGUUUGUUUGUUUGCCUUUUUGUUUUCUCUUCAUCCAUUGCUGUUGUAUGUCUUCGGUCGUUGCUUUAACCCAAGUGCACAGUAAGAUGCGCAUUUCUAAUUCAACACGUAGAGAUCAGGGCCAAAGACUAUACGUAGAUACUGUAUUUGAAUUCAUAUCAGAAUUGAAUUAACUCUCAAUCAACACUUAUCGAGUUGAAUUUAACAAUCCUUAAUUAGAGUAUAGGUAUUUGGUCCUGAUCUCUUGAGUGUUGAAUUAACCCUGCAAAAUCUUCUGUGUGGGAUUUCCUUUUUUUAUAAUCUUGGUUUGCGCUAACCCUGACAAGAGUGAGAGAUAAUCAGAAGAUGUGGCUAAAGGCCGUGCCGAUGGCAUUUUGUGAUAAAGGCCUAGUAAGCUAUAUCACCAUACAGGGCUGAGAACCGGAGAAUGUGCUUUUAAUGCAUGCCUGCACAUUGGCAUCCAUGUUACAGAGUGAUAGGUGUAGAUGAGAUGGCUGUACGUCAUGAGUGGUUUAUUUAAAACACAUUCCAAAGCUGUGGGACAUGCUUACAUAGGGGAUGAUCAUAUCCAGGUGAAUUUAUAUGAAUGAAAAUCUAUUGUCUUUCGAAUGUUUCUCCAUAUCAUGUUUUAAGGUAUCAGCUUUUUUUGGGUCCUUUUUGCAUAAUUGUUAAAGUAUUUCAUUUUGUGCUGUGAACGUAUGGGAGAUAAGAAAAAACAUGUUUUUUUAACUUUAGAUGAAUGACAAUGAUUGACAUGUUGGCAAAAAUGAAGAAGAACAACUGCAGAGAUAUAACUCAACUCAACAUCUUAACACAUCUAUACAGCAUCCAGGGCCAUCAAAGCGUCUUUAUAGCCCCCCGUGCUAGAGCAUCAUAGAAUCUAUAUGAUAUCAGAUUCACCGGCAUGUUUCAUCAAUACCCCUUUCUAUCCGGUUUGCUACCACAAGUCCAUCACUACUUCGAUUCUUAAUAAAAGAUUUCGGAAUUGACACUGUGUUGUUAGCUUGAUCUAAUUCUUUUGGGGUUUUUU